Annulohypoxylon maeteangense is the source of this 690-nucleotide messenger RNA. RefSeq lists its product as uncharacterized. NCBI's taxonomy places the organism in Eukaryota, Fungi, Ascomycota, Sordariomycetes, Xylariales, Hypoxylaceae. The coding region runs from base 1 to 690 and encodes 229 amino acids. The transcript has a single exon. The record is from RefSeq and is a predicted model, not a curated record.
AUGUCGUAUAUGCCACUGAAUGCCCCUGUCGACGGCGAGGAAGAGGUGAGGGAAACAGCGGAGUUGAAUAGAGAGGAAUGGACCAGUCGAUCUAAGGUCCCGGAGAAUCCGCGAGAUUCGCGCAUGACAACCGCCAUCAAGUGUACUGCUGUCGCUCUGCUUUUGAUAGGAUCUUUUGCCUUUGGCCAGAAAACAGCUGGUUUUGGGAAUAGUUCCGUCAAGGGAAUUGUGACGGAGCCCACAUCGCUUGGAACAUGUCCUCCAGAUUGGCAGGAAGCUAAAGAAGCGGGCUGCGUAUAUGACCUAGUGCUGUCGACCUGGAUGCAUCCCGGUUGUUUCAAUGUGGGAUUGCACGAGAAAUACAAAGGCAUACUGCGAGAUUUGGACUUUACAUAUUGGUUGGAGCCGGAGAUGAUUAACGAGGUCUCUCUCGAAGCUGUGGAAUCAGGCGAGCAUGGAUGGAUUUGGACAGAUGGUCGUUUCCAUCAUUUGCAUUGUGCAUACGUCAUGCAUCGAAUCCAUGAGGCGUCGAAGGAGAAGACGAAGGUUCUAGACACGCUAUGUAGGAGCGAGGAUCACAUCCAGCAUUGUUUGUGGUUCAACGGAAAUCCGGGAUGGGAAGAUGUCAAGGCACUUAACACUACAAGAAUCUUCAACGAAGAAUACCUCGUCGACUGUUUAAUCGGUUGA